UGUGCAUUCAAAUUGAUAAAUUAUCAAAGAAAACAACUUAAAAUUCCUACCAAGAGGGAGUCCAACUGCCAAAUCCAUACCCAGGAGGCAUUCCCUAAACAUGGCUACGUUGCCGCCGCGAAAGAACCAAACGCCUACGCGUAUCUCGAAGCAGCAUCUGACGCCGCUGCAAACUCUGCUACAAAUGGGCUUUCCUAGGCAUAGAGCCGAAAAGGCUCUAGCUUCAACAGGCAAUCGAGGCGUGCAAAUUGCCUCGGACUGGCUGCUGGCCCAUGUAAACGAUGCCACCUUGGACGAGUGUGCACCACGAGAAUAUAUCAUUUAUGCCUGUCCCACUGGGCCCUUUUUGCAGCAAUUGGAGGAGUUCUGGUCGAAAUCGCGACUGAUGUGCGGCUGGAAUGGAGCUCACAACUAUGUGCCACACAUAACGCUCGUAUCAUUCUUCAAGGCUCCGGACGAAUGUUCUCUUCAAUUGUCAAAGGCUCUUAAGCAGGUCGUUGACAUGACCGGCGCAAUGUUGGAUCGGCCGAUUAAAUUAGAACCGUAUAUGAGCCAGAAUUUCAUGGGCUUCUUUGUGUCCGAAGAGGAUGCGAAUUAUCUGAAACGCCUCGCUUUGCAAUACGUCAAAGAGGUUUCCAACUCAAUUAUAAGCGAUACGUACGAGCAACUGGACGCCAUUGUAGCCUGCUUUCCCUGGUGUGGCGCUGUCUCCUCAGGCACACGCUGCAUACCACGCAGCAGUCGAUCCAUCUCAUUGGAGCCGCACGUAAAGAGUCUGCACUUGACGCUCGCAUAUCAGUUUCCGCAGGCACAAUUUAAUGCACUAAAAGCACUUGUGGAAACACUUGACGCCAGCUGCGCAUCCAAUUGGGAAUUGCGGUUGUACUCACGCGAUCCGAGACUUGCCACUAAACAAGUACAAAAGGUCGUUUAUCCGCACAGCCCGCACGAGACGGAUGAAUUGGAGUUGCGAAUAGGAGACUACAUUUAUUUAAACAGCGAAGCAGUUGACAGCUCCACUGACGGCUGGGCCGAAGGUAUAUCCUGGCUAACAGGUAGCGCUGGACAUCUUCCUGUCAAUUACACCGAACGCACAGCUGAGUCGGACGCCUGGACACUUCAUCGCGUGGUGCAACUGUCCAAGAGCAUAACACCAUCGCUUACAUCUGCUGAGGACCUGGAUAUAGUGGAUGGUCGCAGCAUAUCCACAGAGCCUGAAGAUCGCCAGCGGGAAAGGCAACAGAGCUCAAUACAACCAGAAAUUAUAGAGGGCUCCUCUUUCACAGAGGAAUCCGAACAAAGUGUUGAAAAAUACUUGCGUCAGACACUGCAACCUUGUUUGGAGCUGCAGCUGCUCAACAAUCACAAUCUGACACAUCAGCACAAUCCACACACGCCCACAAUUGAAAUCACAGCGAAUAUGUCAUCAUCUGGCUCAUUAUCAGUGCCCAAGCAUGCUGACGAAAUAAUGGUAGAGCCACCACAGCCGCAGGCGCCGAGGCCGGACGACACAUUGAGCGUUCAUUCGGAGCACUCGCAUUCGUUUUCAUUACAACAUGCGACAUCCUUGUCAGGAUUCGGUAAAAAUCGUAAGGUUUAUAUAAUGCGCCAUGGUGAGCGAGUCGACUUCACAUUUGGCACCUGGAUACCAUAUUGCUUCGAUGAGUUUGGCAACUACGUUCGCAAGGAUCUGAACAUGCCUAAAAAUUUGCCACGGCGCAAGAAUAGCCCAGAGGGCUGGCAGAAUGACUCGCCGCUGACAAAUGUAGGUUUGUUUCAGGCACGCCUCACUGGCGAAGCUCUGCUAGAGGCACAGGUGCAGAUCGAUCAUGUAUACUGCUCACCGUCGUAUCGUUGCGUGCAGACCUGCACCAGCGCACUGGAAGGACUAAAUCUAAGUGGCGAACAUAAAAUUAAGUUGGAGCCUGGCCUAUUUGAGUGGAUGGCCUGGUAUCCGAGCGGUGUACCCGAUUGGCUAAGCAAGAACGAGCUUAAAGAGGCGAAAUACAACAUUGAUUUAGAUUAUAAGCCGAUACAGCCCGCCGGCAAUCUAACCUCACAGCUAAAGGAGUCCACUGAGGAGUUCUACACACGUAACCACGAUGUGAUUUUGCAGAUAUUAGAGCAGACAACUGGAAAUAUUUUGGUUGUGGCUCAUGCAACUACCCUGGACACAUGCUCACGACAACUGACAGGCGGAGCAGCACGGAGCACCAACGAACUGCGUCAGGUUAUACACAAGAUACCCUACUGUAGUCUAGCCGCUGUGGAACAGGUGGAGGGAAUGUGGAAGUUGGUCGAGCCCGAUUGCCUACCCAUUACACACUCGAAGAAUCCACGCUUCGAGUGGAACGCUCUGGCGACCACAUAGUGUUCGUGCUUGGAGCAGUUUCUUUGCGUGCACUGAGACUGGAGGUUAUAGCACACAGAAACUCGCCUCACUCAAGAGACCCAUAUGAUACAUAUAUACAUACAUGCAUACAUAAAUAUGUAUGUUCGUAUAUACACACACACAAACACACAACAAAACAAGUUAAGUCUUCGAACGUGUGUCUGCCAUGCGACGAGUUUUAAGUUAAACGGUUGUUUUUAAUUUAUUUGUAUUACUGCCAGACGCAUAUUGUUGCGCCACAUAAAUUCAUUGUUAUGCAUACAUAUGUAUGUACAUACAUAUGUAUGUAUAGUGGCUAGAUACUAUAUAUUUUCGAAAAAUAAUAUGCACGUGAAUGUACACCGCUUUUUCAAGUUAUGAUGAUUAUGCAACAUUUUUAUGUAUUGAUAAUGGAAAUAUUAAGAUACAAGUAAUUACGCUCAUGCUAUAAUAAUUAUACACAAUUUUUAUACGUUGAUAAUUGACAAGAUAACAACAAAAAAAGAAAGAAAGAAAACGCUCAGCUUCAUUUGUGUUGCGCUCGCUAUAAAGGGCAAAAGUUUUAAAUGCAGCAAAUGAGCUACAAUAUGUACUAGAUCGAGGCAUAGUUAAUUAAUUGACAUUAACCAUUAGAGAAGUGCUUCUUCAAAAUUGAAAUAUUUGUAAACUGCAUUCAUAUAGGUUUUUAUGGCUUAGGCUUGAUUUAGCAUGGCCAGUUAUUAGAUUAGUUGUUAAUCGGUUUUGUUAGGAAGGCUCAAAUUACCAAGACACUUCCACAUACAUACAUACAUAUAGAGAGAACAUAAUAUGCAUUGACGAAUAGCUCUUAGAAAUCGAAGAUUUAACGACACACGAAAAUAAAGAGAACAUAUACAUACAUAUGUAACUUUAUAGCAGAGACCGUGAUGAUGUUUUACUUCUGGAAUGCUGGGAAUGAAGGAACAAUUCUUUUCAUUACUCUGUACGGCUCUGGAGAAAGAAGCCGCCCAUUUAUUUAUUUCGCAUAGAAUUAGUAUUAUAAUUUGUUAUAAUUGUUAAAACUAUUUAAUAUAAUUGUUAAACUUGAA
Messenger RNA from Scaptodrosophila lebanonensis, 3438 nucleotides. It is a transcript of the gene Epp, whose product is annotated as protein UBASH3A homolog. Lineage: Eukaryota; Metazoa; Arthropoda; Insecta; Diptera; Drosophilidae. The record is from RefSeq and is a predicted model, not a curated record. Gene Ontology annotation, molecular function: protein binding. The coding region runs from base 101 to 2371 and encodes 756 amino acids. The transcript has 9 exons.